GCCGUCAAUCAGUGCUUCCUGCGUUUCGACGUUUGGCGACAUUUUGCGGCACUUUGCGACGCUGCCGUCUGCCGACGCGCUGCUCUCCAGAGUGAGAUACCGGCAGAGGCGCAGCGGCAGAAUAAUACCUGCGAGGGGCAGAUAGUGAGCAUUGCCGGCUCCCCCACCAUCGGCAAGCAGCCUGCGCUCGUCUUGCGUGUCCGAGCUGCGCCGGUAGAUGCAGACUGUCGUCUGAGGUGGAAGCGACGCAGGGACGGCAGCGCUGAAUACGGACCCGGGCUGUGCGGCCGGUGCCCCCCGAGCGGCGCUUUAAACAUAAAAGCAGGACGCAAGAUUAGAGGGUUAAAAGCGCGCAGAGGGUUAGGGCCGGCCGAAGGAGCGGCGAAGAUGGACUAUGAUUUCAAAGUGAAGCUGACUGGCGAGCGGGAGCGCGUCGAGGACUUGUUUGAGUACGAGGGCUGCAAAGUAGGGCGAGGGACGUACGGCCAUGUGUACAAAGCAAAGCGGAAAGACGGGAAAGAUGACAAGGAGUAUGCCCUGAAGCAGAUUGAGGGCACCGGCAUCUCCAUGUCUGCCUGCCGGGAGAUUGCGCUGCUGCGGGAGCUGAAGCACCAAAAUGUCAUCUCCUUGCAGAAGGUCUUUCUGUCGCAUGCAGACCGCAAGGUCUGGCUGCUCUUCGACUAUGCCGAGCAUGACCUCUGGCACAUCAUCAAAUUCCACAGAGCCUCCAAGGCCAACAAGAAGCCGCUGCAGCUGCCACGUGGGAUGGUGAAGUCACUGCUCUACCAGAUCCUGGACGGCAUCCACUACCUGCACGCCAAUUGGGUGCUGCAUCGGGACCUGAAACCUGCUAACAUUUUGGUGAUGGGUGAGGGCCCAGAAAGGGGGCGCGUCAAGAUUGCGGACAUGGGCUUUGCCCGCCUCUUUAACUCACCAUUGAAGCCUUUAGCGGACCUGGACCCUGUGGUGGUUACGUUCUGGUAUCGAGCCCCAGAGCUGCUGCUUGGGGCCAGGCACUACACCAAAGCCAUUGACAUUUGGGCCAUCGGCUGCAUCUUCGCAGAGCUGCUGACCUCAGAGCCCAUAUUUCACUGUCGGCAGGAAGAUAUAAAGACCAGCAACCCAUACCACCAUGACCAGUUAGACCGCAUCUUCAAUGUCAUGGGCUUCCCCGCAGAUAAGGACUGGGAGGACAUAAAGAAGAUGCCGGAACACUCGACUUUGAUGAAAGACUUCAGAAGGAAUACGUACACAAAUUGCAGUCUCACAAAGUACAUGGAAAAACAUAAAGUCAAACCAGACAGCAAAGCAUUCCACUUGCUGCAGAAGCUGCUGACUAUGGACCCCAUCCGCAGGAUCACCUCUGAGCUGGCUAUGCAGGACCCGUACUUCCUGGAAGAGCCGUUGCCCACCUCAGAUGUUUUUGCUGGGUGCCAGAUCCCAUACCCCAAACGCGAAUUCCUGACAGAGGAAGAGCCAGAGGACAAAGCAGACAAGAACCAGCAGCAGCAGGGGACCAACCACACCAACGGGGCUGGGCACACGGGGAACCAGGACAAUAGUCACGCCCAAGGCCCCCCCCUCAAGAAGGUGCGAGUGGUUCCCCCCACUACUACCUCUGGCGGCCUCAUCAUGAACUCAGACUACCAGCGCUCCAAUCCACACGCUGCCUACCAGAACCCGGGACCAAGCACGUCGCUGCCCCAGAGCAGCAUGGGAUAUUCCUCUACCUCCCAGCAGCCUCCACAGUACUCCCACCAGACCCACCGUUACUGAGGCUUCACCUGUACCACCACCACCACCCCCACCCCCCCAUGCCUGGGACAAUGUACCAAGGAAGGGGCCGUGGGGCAGGACCAGGAUGUGGUCCCCACAUACACACACACAUAUACAGCCACGCAGCAUGUGGCAUUUCAAUACCCAUAUAAAAAUAAGGGAGCAGGAGCUUGAACAGUAGCUGCGUUGAGUGUUUGCUUGCCAUCACUGCAUAUAUGUGAGCGUGAGAUUCAGCUCUGGUACCCGGUACUAUUCACACACCAUGGCCAGGCGACCGUCCCAUUGGCCUGCAGGUUCUGCUCUCUCUGGACUGAUGGUCUUCUUCCCCUUCUUGUUGUCCCAAGUCUUUUGACUUCACCGAGAUAAAAGCUGCUAUGUUCUAGCCAACAGCGACGGAGUCCAAGACAAGGCCGGCGCGGGCGGCUGCUGAGCGGAGCAUGCUGGGAAGGCUGGCAUCCGCACGCACACAGUCCCAGAGCUGGGCCUCUGUGUCUGUGGUUUAUAACUCUUUACCUUUGUGUUUUGGCCUAGCACGGCUGCUAGCCUUAGCCUCUGAUGAGGAACUGAGAUGAACAUGCAUCGUACUGUACUGAAACAUUUUACAUGAUGGAGUAAGGAUCCUGAACAAUAAAAGCUCAACUGUUA
Molecule: messenger RNA, 2421 nt
Organism: Brienomyrus brachyistius
Lineage: Eukaryota; Metazoa; Chordata; Actinopteri; Osteoglossiformes; Mormyridae
Gene: cdk8
Product: cyclin-dependent kinase 8
Exons: 13
Coding region: 388-1776 (462 amino acids)
Biological process (GO): protein phosphorylation
Cellular component (GO): nucleus; mediator complex
Molecular function (GO): ATP binding; RNA polymerase II CTD heptapeptide repeat kinase activity; cyclin-dependent protein serine/threonine kinase activity
Source: RefSeq, a predicted model, not a curated record